This is a messenger RNA of Chrysemys picta bellii (western painted turtle), 572 nucleotides long. The record is from RefSeq and is a predicted model, not a curated record. NCBI's taxonomy places the organism in Eukaryota, Metazoa, Chordata, Testudines, Emydidae.
ACUGCACUCCCACCUUACCUUGAAACAAAGAGGACCAAGGAUGAGCUGCUGGGCGGUCCUGCUGCUGCUGGUCACCGCAGCCACCGCGGUCCCCGUGAAGACCCCUGAGCCCUACGAGAAGGUCAUUGCCCGGGCCAUCGACUUCUACAACCAAGGGCCGACAGUGAAAUACGCCUUCCGCCUUCUUACAUCCAGCCCUCCGCCUGAAGUGCUGGUCAGAGACUGCUCAGGACACUUCUCCACCCAGGAAGCAUGCCCUGUCAUCGCGAUCACCUGUGACGUCGCCCCUCCGCAGCCCGUUCGCGUCACCAGGUGGUGGCCCCUUGUGCGCAUAGGCGCAAAAAUCCUCGGUCAUGGCAUUUCCUUUUUCCACAAUAAGGGUUAAUCCAGAGAGCGAGGAGGGGAACCCAAGCUUGGCAGACGAGCCCGUGACCCAUGCUGGAAGCUUACCAGGAAUCAAGGCGCAAGUCAGAACCGCCUCAUGGAUCACACUUUUCCUCACGGCCUAGCUACCCCCUUAGUCCAAUUGCAUCUGCUAAGGCUUCUCUGUACAAUAAAUGGCUGUUCGCAGA